CAAAAACUAAACGUGAUACUAAAAUCAUAAACUUUAACUAUAGGAAAAACACGAAGGAUUUUAUUCUAAAUGAGUCAGUGCAUUCCGGAGUACGUUACUCAAGUUUUUGAUUUUGAGGACUAUUAUACUUGUACGCUAUACUCAAGUUUUUGAUUUUGAGGACUAUUAUAGAGGUAUCAAACGGGAUUAAUUACAACACAUCGAUCCCUAAUUCUCUAUAUAACAGCCUGCAGAUUCAGCAUGUGUUCAAGUUAUCACAUCUCAUUAUAUUUGAUGUGGAUAUACCUAAAUGUUGUUGUUGGUUCAAACUAUACAGCGUAUCCACAAAUAUCAGAUCCUCAUUCAUCAACCGUAGACGUUAGUGACGUUCAUUCGACUACUACAAUAACACGGAAUACAAUGAAUGCGAAAACAAACACAUUGGAAGUAACAACUUCGGCUGAAACCAGCACAACUAAUAGACCUACUGCAUCAUCAUAUUCAUCAUCACCACUUCGCCGCUCAUCGAGCACAACGACCGACGGUACCUCCAAAACCCCUGUCAUGCACUUUAAGUCUUCAACUACACCCGUCACUCCCUCGUCCACCACAACUCCAAUGCCGUCAUUGACAGUGUUUUGUCAGGGCAGUAUGUCAGUGGACUACCUUGGAAAAAGCAUGGGAGCGAAUGGGCGACUGUACCAGCUUAACUGCAAAGGACUAAGACCGUUCGGUAAAAUAGAUGAGAAUAUCAAAACAAGUGAUAAUACCGGAAUCUCCGUUGAUCAAUCUUCGACUAUCCAAGUUGACUACAAUGACGUCACUGAUACUUCCGUCCAUCUUAAUUGGACGAUGAAUACUACCAAAGUCGAGGACAUCAACGGUCUCAAGGUUAUAUAUCGAGAGUUUGGAUCCAAAGAACUCCUGGAAACCACUCAUCUCCAUUCAACGGCAAGGUCGCAUACAAUUUCUGGAUUAAAAACAAGAGGGAAGUUCACAUUUUGUGUUGUACCAUUGGAUACUGACUUCAGCGCCAUCUACUGGAGACAUCAAUGCGUUGAGGUGACGAUAGAUGGCCAUAGUGGUUUAUUCUCUGUUGAUCGUUUUAACGAGAUCACACUCUACGCAAUAGGUGGCGCUGCACUUUUGUUUGUCAUUCUUAUAAUACUAGUCAUAAUUUGCCUAUGUAAGAAAUCGAGGUUCAGUCAUCUUUCAGAGUCGAGAUCACUAUCAAUGAGUGAGGUUUUCCCGAGCAUAUCCACCAAGAAGGCUUACAGUUAUGACAGUCGAUUUAACGAUGUCGCCCACAUUCUCAGCACCGCCCCACAUAGAGAUAGCGGCAUGUAUGAUGCCACGAGCGUUCACACCGCGACGGGGUCGGGCUCCGGGAGAGUGCCGUCACCCCCACCGCCACCGCCACUCCCAGGCACUACCACCAUUGAAAUUCCAAAUGGUACUUUGUGUGUACAAGAUGGUCGAGGCACCGUCACAAGCAGGGUGAUCAACGGUACCCUCAGAUUAAAGGGCACUGAUGUAUUUAAGGAGGUGGAGAAUCGCAAUCAAUCCCCAGUAUAUAGCCAAUCCCUCAAACAACAGAACGUAGACAAUCGGGAUGAAAACUCCUAUGCCAAUGUAGGUGAUAUAAGUCAUGGUAUAACGCUGGAAAACCCCUACCCCGAGAGCCCGUAUUACUCUACUACAAUGGAGCUAGGAUAUAAUGAAGAUACAACUCAAGUCUAGUUGAAUGAGUUAGGAACGUGUAAAAUAUUCUAGAAUGGCUCUAUUAGUUGAGGUUUAACAAAGGUAUCACUUUAGGAACAGACACCAUAUUUGUGAAUCACUGCAUGGUUGUUGUGAAGUAUUGUCAGGGGACUCAAUAUGUCUUAUAUGUUGUUCAAAGGUAUGUCGUUAAAAUGUAACAAUGACAUCUUCCUGAAUAUACCAUCUUACUAUAUGGAUAAGCAUCCAACUGUAGUGCUGUAGUGCCUGUAGUGAAUAUCGUUGUCACUGCUACUAGAUGUAAAGCUGCUGAAUGCUGAUUGUUUUAAUUGAGAUUUUGACAACAGGUUCACAUUUUAGGUUUAAGCCUUAGUUUACGACAGUCUUAGGGGGUUGAAUUUCUCUUAAAACUCAAUGAGUGAAGACGAAGCUAUCUUUUAAGAAGAUAAGUCAAUGAAUGUGAGGGGUAUUCCAUUGGCGGUGUUCAAUGGUAGAGGGGUUAGAGGCAUAUGACGCAUUUCGGUUCAGGUUUUAAACUUGUAUUGGUCUUCUCACGUUUGCUGUAAGUACCAAUGGCGCAGGGUUGUUGGCAUCAUGAGAAAGCAUGGCCUGCUUCUAUUAGCUUCUUUCUAGUUG
This is a messenger RNA of Owenia fusiformis, 2334 nucleotides long. The record is from the annotation of a GenBank genome assembly. Lineage: Eukaryota; Metazoa; Annelida; Polychaeta; Sabellida; Oweniidae.